Messenger RNA from Amblyraja radiata (thorny skate), 8600 nucleotides. It is a transcript of the gene vap, whose product is annotated as vascular associated protein. The coding region runs from base 1 to 7362 and encodes 2453 amino acids. The record is from RefSeq and is a predicted model, not a curated record. The transcript has 12 exons. NCBI's taxonomy places the organism in Eukaryota, Metazoa, Chordata, Chondrichthyes, Rajiformes, Rajidae.
AUGCGAGGAGAGGAGAAUCUUCCCAGUAUUCGCCAGUAUACAUUUUUCCCCACUAGGUGGCAGGGUGAGACGGGUUUGUGCCUUCACAUGGAAACAGACGAGGCUGCAGAUGCAGGAAUCGGUUUGGGUCGGAUAUCCUCUCCGGCUGCCGGCCAACCACAAGCACUGGGAUAUCAGGAUCUACGAGCCACCCUCCGGGCUCCUUGCCUUUCGCUCCGAUCAAUGCAGCUCCCGGGUCGGCAGCCGCUCUCUUCCCGCUGGGCUCCUCGGCCUCCUCUCGGAUGGACCAUGUGGGCCAGAGCAAGUUGGCUUCUGCUUCUCGCCAACGCAGGGUUUCUCCUCGGCCCAUCCCAGGAGGAGUGUGGCGGUGUUCUGCUUCCCAAUGUCACCCAGGGAAUCUCGCAGUAUUCCCUGCCUGCGACCGACUCCGUCAAUGGGAUCAAGUGUUACUGGAUUCUGCCAGCACCCAGAGCGGCGGCCGUCGAGUUGGAGGUUGUGUCAAAUCAGACAACGCCCCGGACCGAUGCCGGCUGUACUUCUGCCCACUUGACAAUCACACUGCAAGCAACAGAAAAGGAAAGUGAAUUCUGUGGCCUCUUCUGGAGUAUCCACGAGGCUGGAAAGAAGCUUGUGAUCCGAGCGCGAGGGCCGGUUGUUAUCACUCUUAAAGUUGUGACUUCUGGCUUCAAGCAUGGAUUUACCCUGCAGUACUUGGGAUUUCCCAGCAGAGGAAUGGACCCAAAUGUCCCGGAGCCACUGAUGCCGAUUCCAACCCCUUCUCCAGCCCGGGAAAAGGAAGCUGGCUUCUUCAAACACAAAGACAUCUUAAUGUCCCCCACGUGGUCCGAUCAAGUCUCGAAACCCAGUGGGAAGGAGCUGGCGAGAAGGCGACCUGCCGGCGUCCACCACCGCUCCCAGGCUCCCAAUCUUCCAGUCCGCCCCAAGCGGGGAACCCGAGCCCACCCGGUGCCUGGAAACAUCCCGACAACAAGGCAUCACCAGGCGGACCCCCGUGUCUCAUCACAUCCCAACUCGACAAGACUGGAGUCUCCAGGAGAAUCUGCUUCUACGCCUGACUCCAUCUCCACCACCCACACCAAACCCAACCCAGCCCCACAACACGGCAGCGCCACAGCCCCAGGACCGGGCCCAGCCUCCAGCUCUCGCCCAGGUCGCUUCUCCAUCCCUGGACCAUUUGCCAACAACAUCUCCGGCCCCAUUGGAAGCUCCCAGUCGAACUUCAUCAGCGGUCGGAAGCCAUUGCCCGCUCCAACACUCACCUCCAGAGCGAACAUUAACUCCAGCCUAGUGCUGAGACCCAGCCUUGGGUCUUUUCUAUUCACCCCUGAGAACAUCACGCUGGUGGAUGGAGCCCAGUCACUAUCCCGGGCGGAACCUCGGUUAGAGGACUUGGAUGAUGUGAUGAGCCACCAGGAAGACAAGACGGGCAGGCGCCGUGUCCCGGGCUCGGAGAUGGGGCAGGAGCCAAGGCUGACCAUGGGUGACGAUGAGACGGGCAGCAGCAGCAGCGAUGCCGAAGGGGUUGCAACCGAGUCCCACCCCAACACCCCGCGGCCUCUGGCACCGGGCCGGUCACUCAAAGCCGGCCCGGCGACACGCAGCCAGUCUGCCGGCAACAUUGCCCUGUUUACAAGACCCGGGGGCAGCCGGGAAUCAGUCGGAGGGUCCCAGGGCGUUGACUACUUGCACGGGAGAGGAACGGCCCGGGACCCGGCACCCACCCAGAAACGGGACCUCGGCUCCACUGCGGAACUCCGCGCCGCUCAGUCCCACACACACCACUGGGAACCUGCAUUGGGCUCCGGGAAACACGGUGCUCCCUCCCCUCACACGAGCCCCACCUCACUCCACGUUCGCAAUUCAAACGCAGGUGAUCUCCGAAGCCACCAUCUGCUGACCUCAGCAGAAGCGAGUCAGCUCGGCGGCAUGCAAAGGAAAUUCCAGUUCAAAGACAUUUCCUCCGCCGCGGCGAUUAAACCGGGGAGUGUGUUAGAAAGUCCUGAACUGACUACACAUUCUUCCAAGCUCCCAGUGGUGGGACCUUCCAUCGACCAGGAAACAGAUGCAGAGAGUUUGAUCUGCGAGUCAGGAGCCAGCGGCUGUGCCCAAGUCGCUGGAAUCCCUUCAGCUGUUCCUUCUGUGAAUAAUGUGGACACCACACAGACUGCACCAUCAUACUCACUGGGAAUGGAUGGAAGGUCCUUGACAACGGGGCCCAUCAACACCUCUCCCAGUUCCGGACGUUUCACCGGCCUCAUCACGAGGCUUUCCACCACCGAAGUCAUCAUAUCCCGGCCUCUGGCAAACAGCAGCCCACCAUCCACUGAAGUUGACUACAGUGAUACUCCACCCAAUGAGAUGGAUCUCCAAACAACCUCGGCACAAGUCCAGAACCAGGAAGUGGAAGUGACCACUUUGGGAAGGUUGGUUGCUCCAACCACCCCUUCCUCGACUAUUGAUUUCUCAGACCCAACCCAUUCUGGGGCACAAUUCCCACCAUCCUCGCCGCUGCCUGUUUCGGUGACUAACUUGGCCAAGUCCCAGCCAUCGGAGCUUGGUCUUCUGACCAGAUCACAGCCUCCUGUUGACCAGUGGGGUGUGGUAAAUUGGCAAAGGCCUGGCAGCUCCUCUCCAGCCUCAAGUGGGGCAUCAGCCCUACCAACCAAUAUCAGCUUGAAGAUUAACUCUCCUCCACCACCUUCAUCUUCGGCAGAGGGUUCUUUAGUCAGUGAGGAAUCUUUCACGUCAUGGACGCUGAGUUCAGUGCCCAAAGGUUCUUCAAAGCUUCCUAUCGCACAUGUUGGCACAGAAGAUCUUGGCAACCUAGCUAUGCUGUCAGCACGGCCUAGGUCAACUGAACAAUGGCAAUGGAAAAUGUUGACGACGUUAGCCAAUGUUGCUGAGCCUGAUUCCGUGGUGGAAACAAGCAGUCAUGGGGGGUCACCUACAUCAGGCUCGUCAGCUCAUCCCAAAAUCACUCCUCAACUCUCGUCAACUUUAGUACCGACUGAGUUAUUUAUAAGACAUAGCACUCCUAGCGCCUCAACACUCAGCACGGAUACCAGACAGACAUGGAGCCCAGACAUCAGUCGGACACUGAGCCCAGACGUCAGUCAGACACUAAACACAGACAUCAGUCAGACACUGAGCCCAGAUGUCAGUCAGACACUGAACACAGACGUCAGUCAGACACUAAGUCCAGAGGUCAGUCAGACACUGAGCCCAGAUGUCAGUCAGACACAGAACACAGACAUUAGUCAGACACUGGGUAUGGGCAGCAGUCUGACACAGAACAUGGGUGUCAGUUGGACACAGAACACAGACAUCAGGCGGACAUCGGGCCCAAACGUCAGUCAGACACUGAAGCCAGACAUCAGUCAGACACUGGGCCCAGACGUCAGUCAGACACUAAACACAGACAUCAGUCAGACACUGAGCCCAGAUGUCAGUCAGACACUGAACACAGACGUCAGUCAGACACUAAGCCCAGAAGUCAGUCAGACACUGAGCCCAGAUGUCAGUCAGACACUGGGCCCAGACGUCAGCCGGACACUGAGUGCAGGCAGCAGCUGGACACUGCUAACGGAUAUCACUCAGACACAGAGCACACACAUCAGAAGGACACGGAGUACAGAUGUCGAUUGGACACAGAGCAGGGACAGUCGGUCACUGAACGCAGACAUUACUCAGUCACUGGGCACAGAUGCCAGUCAGACCCAGAGCACAGACAUCAGUCAGACACUGAGCCCAGACAUUAACUGGACAGAAAGCAUCGACAUGAGCCAGACGGAGAGCAUGGUUGUGAGUGAGACAGAGAGUACAGGCAGCAGACGGACAUUCAGCACAAAUAACAGUCAGACAGAGGGUUCAGAUAUCAGUCGGACAGAGAGGACAGACAUCAGCUGGACAUUGGGCAUGAAUAUCAGUCAGACACUGACCAUGGAUGUUAGCGAGACACAAAGCCAGGAUAUCAUUAAUACACUGACCUCACACAUUAGACCUACACUGAGUACAGAUGUCAGUCAGACACAGAACACAGACAUUAGUCAGACACUGGGUAUGGGCAGCAGUCUGACACAGAACAUGGGUGUCAGUUGGACACAGAGCACAGACAUCAGGCGGACAUCGGGCCCAAACGUCAGUCAGACACUGAAGCCAGACAUCAGUCAGACACUGGGCCCAGACGUCAGUCAGACACUAAACACAGACAUCAGUCGGACACUGGGCCCAGACGUCAGUCGGACACUGAGUGCAGGCAGCAUCCGGACACUGCUAACGGAUAUCACUCAGACACAGAGCACACACAUCAGAAGGACACAGAGUACAGACAUCGAUUGGACACAGAGCAGGGAUAUCAGUCUGAUCGAGAACACGGGCAUCAUUGGGACAGAUAGCACGAACAUCAGUCAGACAGAGAGCAUGAACAUCAGUCAGACAGAGAGCGCAGACAUCACUCAGACAGAGGACACAGACAUUAGUCGGACACAGGGCACAGACAUCAGUCAGACAGAGAGCGCAGACAUCAGUCAGACACAGAGCACAGACAUCAGUCAGACAGAGGACACUGACAUUAGUUGGACACAGGGCACAUACAUCAGUCAGACACAGGGCACAGACAUCAGUCAGACACAGGGCACAGACAUCAGUCAGACACUGAGCAGGGACAGUCGGUCACUGAGCGCAGACAUUACUCAGUCACUGGGCACGGAUGCCAGUCAGACCCAGAGCACAGACAUCAACUGGACAGAAAGCAUCGACAUGAGCCAGACGGAGAGCAUGGUUGUGAGUGAGACAGAGAGGACAGACAUCAGCUGGACAUUGGGCACAAAUAUCAGUCAGACACUGAACCCAGACGUCAGCCAGACACUAAACACAGACAUCAGUCCGACACUGGGCCCAGACGUCAGUCGGACACUGAGUGCAGGCAGCAGCCGGACACUGCUAACGGAUAUCACGGGGACACAGAGCACACACAUCAGGACACAGAGUACAGACAUCGAUUGGACACAGAGUAGAGAUAUCAGUCUGAUCGAGAGCACGGGCAUUAUUGGAACAGAUAGCACAGACAUUGGUCAGACACUGAGCACAGACAUCAGUCAGACACAGAGCUGGGGCAGUCAGACAAUGAGCGCAGACAUCAACUGGACAGAAAGCAUCGACAUGGGCCAGACGGAGAGCAUGGUUGUGAGUGAGACAGAGAGUGCAGGCAGCAGACGGACAUUCAGCACAGAUGACAGUCAGACAGAGGGUUCAGAUAUCAGUCAGACAGAGAGGACAGAUAUCAGCUGGACAUUGGGCCCGAAUAUCAGUCAGACACUGACCAUGGAUAUUAGUGAGACACAAAGCCAGGACAUCAUUAAUACACUGACCUCACACAUCAGACCUACAGAUGUCAGUACAGAUGUCAGUCAGACACAGAGCACAGACAUCAGUCGGACACUGGGCCCAGACGUCAGUCGGACACUGAUUGCAGGCAGCAGCCGGACACUGCUAACGGAUAUCACUCAGACACAGAGCACACACAUAAGAAGGACAGAGAGUACAGACAUAGAUUGGACACAGAGCAGAGAUGUCAGUCUGAUCGAGAGCAUCAUUGGGACAGAUAGCACGAACGUCAGUCAGACAGAGAGCCCAGACAUCAGUCAGACACAGAGCACAGACAUCAGCCAGACACAGGACACAGGCAUCAGUCAGACACAGGACGCAGGCAUCAGUCAGAACGAGAGCACAGACAUCAGUCAGACACUGACCAGGGAUGUUAUCCAGACCCAGAGCCAGGACAUCAUUAAUACACUGACCUCACACGUCAGACCUACACUGAGUACAGAUGCCAGUAAGACACAGACCACAGGUGUCAGUCGGACACAGAGCACAGGUGUAAUUGGGACAAGGGGUACAGGCAUCAAUCAGACACGGGGCAGGGUUGGCUCUGCUCUAACUUUGCCCACACCAAACACCGGGUCAUUUGCACUCCUGCACCCUACGUCCCAGCCAAGCAUCAAUACAUCAGUCAGGCCAACAUCGUCAGCUGGGGAUACAGAGAGAGUGGGAGCUGUGCAGAGCACCGGGCAGCAGCAGCAGCAACACACACCAGCCACCUCCGGAGCUGCAGAGUACACAGUCCCACUGUCCACUCCUCUAGAGGGACACAAGCAGAUUUUUAUCGUGGAGGACCGGCUACCACAGGUCAGAGAGGGCAUCACUGUAAAGUUUCCAACAAUGCUUAUUCUGAACAUGAGCUUUGAUCAUCACCUGAAAGACUCAAAGUCCGACGAAUACCAGAACCUGGCCAAGGAUUUCACAUUCAAAAUCGUUCCAUUUUAUCACAAGGUUCCUGGGUUUCAGCAGCUGCAGAUUAAACGCUUCAGUGUGGGCGGUGUGCAGAUUGAGUUUGACGCCAUCUUCACCUUGAAGGAAAUGCAAUGGUUUUUGCUGGAGCCCAACCUGAUCUUCAAUGUUAGUGGCCUGCGCCUCGUCAUUGCCGCUGGCUUCUGGAUCGGUGGCGCACAAGUGGUGACGGUGUAUGUGACAGAAAAACUAAUUGCUUUGUGUGGUGAGGUGCUUUUCUGCCAGAACGGGUUCCAGUGCGUACAUAGAAAGUCGGGGAAUGUGAGCUGUACCUCCCUCUGCCACACUGCCUACUGCAAGAACAGCGGCAUCUGCACUCACAGCCGGGGCCAGGGGCCAAUCUGCCAGUGCCCCGUGGGCAGUGAUUAUUGGUACAUGGGCUCCCGGUGCGACCACAGAGUGACCCAGCAGAGCCUGAUAGCGAUCGUGUUCGGCGUGGUGUUUGCUCUGGCCUUGCUGCUAGCCGCCGUGGCCAUCGGAGUCCUCCGGAGGUACAAGGUGGUGCUGAUCGAGGCCGAAAUGGACCAGACCCGAAGCAGUUAUAAGCGUUUCAGUCGCUUUGAUGAUUUCUCCAAUCAAAACCAGUCCCAAUCCUGGCUCAACUUCUCUGUGAAUUCGUUGGACAAUCCCGGCUUCAGUAACUCGGACGAACUGAUCCAUCUGCAUAUCUUGGACACCAGUUUCUACUCUUGCCACGAAGAGUCAGAGACCGGCACAUACAACAGUCGCAGGACUGGCCGGCACAGUCAGCCACCUUUCAGACACAGUCUACAACACGUGGAUGUUAGCAUCAGCAGCAUCAACGGGCACACAGGAGACUCGGGGAAAGCCAGUGAUCUGUCGGUUUGCAGCUGGCCUGUUGAACCUUACCAGUGGUCACCCUUCCCAAUCCUGUACCAACACAGCAGGGACAGGCCGUUCAAAGGCAGAAGGCCACACUCGUACUGUGAAGGGAUGGAACCUGUGAACAUGGAAAGAAACUGGACGGCCUAAAUAGUAAUAGAAAACAUGCAGAUAAAGCAGCACUCCUUUUCCUGAAGGUCAGGCCUAUUUUGUUUGGGUUGGAUGCAGCAUUGGCAUGACCAGAGUAUAUUUUUCCAUGUUUUUACAUUGGCCAUGCUGUGCAAAAACAAUUAGCCAGACAUUAGGGUCUGGAGUUUAAUGUCACUUCCGCGAGUGCGAGUUUCCUGUGGAACAAGGCUGACCGCAGAUUAAACAACACGCCAUCUGCUGCCUGCACUCUGACCUCCGGCCCGUGUUAAGUGACAAGGCUGUUGCUUUAGUUAGCGGGGGGCUAGGCACACGCUCGGAGGGUUCCAAAGGGGUGGGUCAACGACCAUCCAGUUCCAGUGACAAAUCACAACACCAAAAGAAACAACGGAAGGGUAGGGGUAGAAAUGCUGAGCAGCCAAAAACGUCAUGAUUUAUUAAUAUUUGAAGUAACUUCAUAAUUCAACACAACCAAAUUAUACAUUUUACAAUCACAUUCUAUUUGUAAACAGUUAAAAAGCCACUGACUUGUUUGCAUCUUCCAACAGACAGUUAUAAUGAAGGCAAUGAAAUGGUGGCAAGUCUGCAGUGUUAAAAUUGUGUCCUGGUUUGUCUCCUCUGAACAAAUACAUUUCGUGACAAAACCAAAGUGUAAAAUAACUCGUUUUCUGUUGAACUUUUCUCAGAAGCAAAUUCUAACAUUAAAACGGCGUCUUACGGGGAUGACAGUGAUUCUGUGAACCAUCAGAGUUGGUUACAGUAUGCAUAGUUACAGAUCUCAGCCAGUUUUUUUUUUUUAAAGUACAACAGUCAAUUGGACAGUCAUAAUAGCAAAAUACAUGUAGCCACUCGAUAAUGGGAAUAUAAAGGACGAGGGUGUUGGAAAUAAAGUAUAUAUACUACAACAUGUCAGCAAAAUUCACCUUCACUCACCAUAAAAUGACAGCAAUUUCAAAGCAAUAGCUGGAAAAUCCAGCUUUAAGCAGUUAACUUGGCAAAAAUAAAACAAAUGUAAUUUUACAGAGCAGUUUAAUUCAGUGCUAAAAGUUUGGAGAGGGGGUCCUACACAAAACUACCAGAAGUCUCUAACAUGGGAAAGAGGGAGAGGGGGAGGGAACUAUUUCCUGAGAACCAUGCUCUUCUCGUUUCAGGAUAUAGAGGAAUAGAAAAAAAAGAACAUGGUCAAAACACUGUUCAAUAUUCCCAGAGAUAGAACAUCUUCAUCUGCAAUUUUUAUUAAU